Lytechinus pictus (painted urchin) is the source of this 2757-nucleotide messenger RNA. Its product is annotated as E3 ubiquitin-protein ligase RNF113A-like. Gene Ontology annotation, molecular function: metal ion binding. The coding region runs from base 16 to 930 and encodes 304 amino acids. Gene Ontology annotation, biological process: snoRNA splicing. NCBI's taxonomy places the organism in Eukaryota, Metazoa, Echinodermata, Echinoidea, Temnopleuroida, Toxopneustidae. Gene Ontology annotation, cellular component: U2-type spliceosomal complex. The record is from RefSeq and is a predicted model, not a curated record. The transcript has 8 exons.
UCUUAUUUUCCUUUUAUGUUCUUUUGUUAUAUAGGAAGUAAUGAAGAUGAGAGUGCUGUUGUAAGGAAAGAAAGGAGACAAGCCAUUCCAAAUCCUAUGAGACAAAAGACGAAGAAACUGAGUGAGAAGCAAGAUAUCAAAUACAGUGACAGUAGUGAAGAUGAAUCUAAGGAUACGAUGGUCAGCUAUAAAUCCAGUAGAUCCGCUAAACCAACUGGACCAGAAGAUGGGGGUGCUACAGCAACCUAUAACCUGGAUACAGAUUUCAAUGAAGAUGCACAGGCAUUGUUUGAGAAACAGAAGAAGAUCAAUGAGGAGUUGAAAGGAGAGGAGGAUGACAAGAAGUACAGAGGAAUCAAUAACUAUCAUACAUACAUUGAGAAGAGAGACACAGCACAGGGUAAUGCAUCCAGUGGUCACGUAAGAAAAGGACCAAUGAGGGCGCCAACCAACCUUCGUUCGACCACCCGAUGGGAUUAUGCACCUGAUAUCUGUAAAGACUACAAGGAGACUGGGUUCUGUGGGUUUGGUGAUAGCUGUAAGUUCAUGCAUGACAGAUCCGACUACAAGUUUGGAUGGCAGCUUGAGAAGGAAUGGGACGAUGGAAAAUAUCAACAACAACAAGAUCCCAGUAUGUAUGAGAUUGAUAGUGACGAGGAUGAUGGCCUACCUUUCAAAUGUUUCAUCUGUAGACAAUCAUUUACCAGCCCCGUUGUCACAAAAUGCAAGCAUUACUUUUGUGAAAAGUGUGCUCUAAAGCACUACAAGAAGAGCAAACGAUGUUUUGUGUGUGGAACACAGACCAAUGGUUUAUUUAAUGUAGCUAGAGAGCUGAUAGCCAAACUAGAAAAAUACCAUGGAAACGGACGAGGUAGCGACAGUGAACCCUCAGAAGCGGAUGACCACUCCGACAAUGAGGAAACAAGAUGACAAUAAAGACUGUGUGAUGAUGAUGAUGAAAGAAGUAUGUAGGAGGAGGACAAUACUGAUGGUGAUGUUAGUGACAUUUCACAGUUUUGUGGAAGAUCAAUUAGUGCAUUUCACAAAUCUUGCCCACAAGUCGCACCCUAAUUGUGAUGUCACUCCUUUGCAUUAAUCCUGACGUUGACAACAGUGUAUUGAACAUCAAGCAUUAAUAAACAUGUUUCUCUUUCUAAGGAAAUGACACUACUAUCAAUUCUGCUGACUGGUCUUCAUUCUUGGGAGCCAUCAUUUUUUUCCUUUAAAUUGUCUUUUUUCACUCAAAGAAUGUGUUAUGCAGGAAAGAGCUGUCAACCUGCAAGGAAAAGUAAGCCUGUCAUGAUAAUGAACGUUGUUGAUGCAUGUGUUAUGAUGAAACACAUGGAUUAACAAUUCAUCCUUGCAUCGAGGACUUUUAUGACGAUACUCCUUUUGACACUAUUGACAUUUUAACAGAUUUUAAGCAAAGUUCUGUUCAAAGUGGAAUGAACAGUAAGGCCCAGUGUCUUGUGAUGAAUCUUAAUGUUAAGAGAAAAUAGUGAGCACAGAAGUAUUUUUUUUCAUUGAGGUUGUAUAGUAUGUAUCUUGAGCAUCCCAUAUAGAUUUUGGAAUAGAGAAUUGAAAGGCAUUCAUCAUUGGUCCUCUGUUUGCGCACUGAUAUAGUUUUUUGCAGGUCAUAACCGGUUGAUUAUAUAUUGAUCUAUGAUACAAACCUAGAAAUUGACAAUUGCUGUUUAUGUGACCAAGGAAAUGACUCACAAAGUGUUACCUAUAAUUAAAACAUAUAUGCUAAAAGGAUUGUGGUAUACAUGUACUGUAAAAUGUGUAAUCGGUGACGAAUUAACAAAACAAGCAUGUCAUUCCAGACAGAUAUCGGUUCUCUUUUUCAAGCAAUGAUAAUAAUAAUAGUUUUCAUGCUGAAAAUUAACCUUGAUUUAAAGACUUUCUCAUUGAAUCAUUGUUUGCUGCAACUUCUUUCUUUUAGCUCAAUAAUGGCUAGGUUUAUGAAGAAAAAAAAACAGCAAGCUUUGGAAUAAAGAUUAGUUAUGGUCAUUUUCUAUAGCAUAUCUCAAAAUAACAGAAAAAACCCAUUAACUCUGAAUAAGAAAAAAAAAUACUCCAAGUAUAUCAGUGCAAGGCAAAUCCCGAUAAAACAUUGUAAUUAUUUCCAACAUAACAUUUUUUAUGACAGUUUAAAGCAGAUUACAUUUGUUUUAUUCAAACUGAACAUUUUGAGAUAAUUGUAAUAAAGUAGCAAAUGUAAAUAAAUGUCAUAAUUUUUUUUGUAAUUUCUGGCUGGUGUACAAUUUGUAUGAAUUGGCCUGUCAUGUAUUCAUUCUGUUAAUAAGAACUGGAUGAAAGAAUAUUAUUCUGUAGACGGUUGGAUGAUUGGUUUUUGCACACUUAAGGUUUCUUUAAAAUCUCAUUGACCAAUUAUUAAGUUAGUCACAUUCAUUAUAAAUUGUAUCCCUUUGUGAUAUACAUUUUCAUUGUUUCAGCUGUUUAUUUAUCCAAUUAUGUAUCCAUCCAUUAAUUUUAUAUAUAAAUUUACUCAUUUACUCAUCAAAUAAUUCAUUCCUUUAUUCAUUUACAUGGAUUUACACUAAACUGCCAUUCACCCAGACAUUCAUAUGUUCAACAAAUCAGUCAACUGCAAUUCUAAAUUCACAACUCUACCCAUUUCCAAAAUGUACUCUUUCAUUUUUAUGUAGGCUUGCAGUCAACAAUUUAUCCAUCAAUUGGCAGAUUGGGGGCACUUUCUAAUAAAAAAUAAAAUGUGUUUUGUUGCUUGUCAAA